AGACAUUAACAGACUAGUCAGACAUACAACCAUGGUAGCUGAAGCACUUGCAAAGCAUAUUUAUAAUUUUUCAGAGGGUAGCAUUUUUAAAGGCUCAUUAGGUGUACAAAAGAGUCAUUUAGAAGCCUGGAUUAGUUAUUUAAGUUCCCAACCACGAUCACCACAACUACUAUGUAAUAAAGACAACAUUUUAGUUAACUCUUUGCAAGAAGCUUUUAAUCGUUUCCUAAGAGAGAUCAAAGUUUCUACCGUACAGCCUGACAAAAGAGACCCCGACUUUACGUUUUAUGAUGUCACCAAAGGCAUGAUGAACAUUUACAGUGUAAAGCCAGCCGUCUUUGAUCUCGUACUAACAAUAGUAAUUGUUUUGUACUUAAGCAUUGUAUACCUUGUAGUACUAAAGUUCCCUUAUAUUUACGUAAUUUCCUGUAAUUUAAUUUCAUAUAAGAAAGUUAAAGCGAAUUGAGAUCAAAUUUUUGAUCGAAUGUUUUAGUAUUAUAUAAUUGUUGAAUUAUGUAUGUAGCAAUGAUAUUGUUAUAAAAAAAAGUAGUUAAUUAAAUAUUCUUUUGGUCUAGACAAAAAGUUACUGCAGCAAUAAACGAAAUAAAUUGUUCA
Molecule: messenger RNA, 615 nt
Organism: Agrilus planipennis (emerald ash borer)
Lineage: Eukaryota; Metazoa; Arthropoda; Insecta; Coleoptera; Buprestidae
Product: nicalin-1-like
Exons: 3
Coding region: 32-466 (144 amino acids)
Biological process (GO): regulation of signal transduction
Cellular component (GO): endoplasmic reticulum membrane
Source: RefSeq, a predicted model, not a curated record